This is a messenger RNA of Bombina bombina (fire-bellied toad), 2449 nucleotides long. RefSeq names its product lamin B receptor (gene LBR). Gene Ontology annotation, biological process: sterol biosynthetic process. NCBI's taxonomy places the organism in Eukaryota, Metazoa, Chordata, Amphibia, Anura, Bombinatoridae. The transcript is spliced from 14 exons. The record is from RefSeq and is a predicted model, not a curated record. Gene Ontology annotation, cellular component: nuclear inner membrane. Gene Ontology annotation, molecular function: oxidoreductase activity, acting on the CH-CH group of donors, NAD or NADP as acceptor. Bases 121 to 1887 code for a protein of 588 amino acids.
CGGAGAGUGAGCGGUUAACUGUGCCUGUUGGAAACCUAACCCUUAACUGGCUGGGAAAUACGCGGAUAGUUAAUCGUCUGUUAUAAGAAUACGCUGUAAACAGGGUAGCACUCUUUAAAAAUGAGAGAUCAAAAAUAUGAUAAAGGUGAGACAGUAAUGGCUCGAUGGCCAGGAAGCAGCCUUUUUUAUGAAGUGCAAGUUAUAACAUUUGAUGAACUUACACAACUUUACACUGUGCGCUACAAAGAUGGAACUGAACUUGAUAUUAAAGAGUCUGAUAUUAAGAGCAUGAUCUCCUUUCGGAGCAAGAAGAGAAGCUCGGUCUCUCCCUCUAGAAGAAGUCGAUCAAGGUCUCGGUCACCAGGACGUUCCAGAUCUCCUGGUCGGAACCAGAAAAAUGCCCAAUCUUCUCCUCGUCCAACCAGGGAGUUAAAUACGGGCAACAUUUUACAAGUUCAUCUAACUCCCUUGAAACUGCAAGAUUAUACAAUUGAGAAGAGCAAUGGUGAACUUGAGGGUGUUGAAGGAAAUAUUGUACCACAGCAAGUUACAAAGUUGAAAGAGGAGCAAGUAAGUGAAAUAAAUGAUAAGGUGUUGCGGUAUAGUUUGGCCCCAAGAAAUGAGAGCAAAACAAAUCGCUUUCACAAAGAAGUUCUACAGGAGAAACCUGUUGAAAACAAGGAAUUGGAAUUUGGAGGAACAAUUGGUGCGUUUUUCCUAAUUAUCACCAUGCCACUGCUUCUCUUCUAUAUGCUGAUGACGUGUAUGCAAACGAAUGCAAAUAUUUAUUUUACAAAGUCGGACUUCAUUAACACCUUUGGGCUUUUUCUUUUGUUUAUAUUUUUGCAAGCUUUUCUUUAUGUGGUUCCAAUUGGAAAGAUGGCAGAUGGUGCACCACUCGUAAAUGGAAAAAGGUUGAAGUACAAAGUAAAUGGAUUGUAUGCUUUGCUUCUGACUGCUGCAGUAGUAGCAACACUGCUUUACAAGAUUGAUCUCCUUUAUGUCUAUGACCAUUUUAUUCAGUUUGCUGCUUCUGCUACCCUGUUCUCUGUUUUAAUAAGCAUCUACUAUGGAGUUUCUUCAAAUGUUCCGAAAGAAGAACUAUCUGUGGCGGGGCAUUCUGCAGGAAAUUUCUUCUAUAAGUUCUUUAUGGGCCGAAAAUUAAGUCCUCGAAUUGGACACAUUGAUGUGAAAUGUUUCAGUAUACGUUUGGGACUAAUUGGCUGGGUAUUAAUUAAUGUAGUAAUGUUGCUAGCGGAAUUGAAAUUGCAGCAACGUGAUAUACCUUCAGCAUCAAUGAUCUUGGUAAACAGUUUUCAACUGUUGUAUGUCAUUUAUACACUUUGGAAUGAGGAACGUAUGUUGACAAGUUUGGAAAUUGUACACAAAGGAUAUGGUUUUAUGUUUGCAUUUGGAAACCUAGUGUGGGUUCCUUUCACUUACAGUUUGCAGGCCUUGUAUUUGGUCACUCACACUGUAGAAAUUUCCUUGCCCCUUGCUUUAGCUUCUGUUGCUUUAAAAGUUAUUGGAUUCUCUGUAUUCCUGGUUUCAAACAACCAGAAGUAUGAUUUCAGGAAAAACCCAGAUGAUCCAAGAUCAGCAGAUUUGGAAACUAUUUCUACAUCAGCUGGAAAUAAACUCCUCAUCUCUGGUUGGUGGGGGAUUGUUCGUCAUCCAAACUACUGUGGUGAUAUUAUCAUGGCUUGGUCUUGGUGUCUGCCUUGUGGCUUUGCUCACAUUAUUCCUUAUUUCUAUGGAAUAUUCUUAACGUUGCUACUUGUUCAUCGUGAAGCCAGGGAUGAAAAACAAUGCAAAAUAAAAUAUGGACUUGACUGGGAAAAGUACUGUCAACGUGUACCUUACCGCAUAUUUCCCUAUAUUUACUAACAACCUAAAACGUACUUUCCUUUAAAGUUUUUUUUUUUUUUUUUUUUUUCUUCUCUCUUUUGGAGAUUUUAUUAUAAUGCAGAAAUAUAUUGAUGUCCACAAAUUUCUGUGGAUGCUGUCUUGUAAUAAUAUAUAUAAAUAUAUUUACACACACAUUUUACUUGUCAUGGGCUUAAAGUUACUAGUCCACUCAAUGAAAAAGAUGAGAAAAAGUUAAAAAAAAAACAAAACUAAAAAAAGUUUACUUUACCGCUGCAAUUUGUUGUGGGCUCGUGGAAAUAUUUAGAUUAUUUUUUAAACUGUGCAUUAGAGACCACUAUAAUGCAUUUUGCUUUGCAACUGCUAGUAGUAGCGUCAGUGCUCCAUCAAAUUUUUGUGUUUAAGCAAUGUUUCCCAAGAUACAUAUUUAUAUUUCAAAAACGGAAUAUAAGUACAUUUUAAAUCAUGUAAUAUUGAAUGGUUGCCCACUUUUAAGCUCUUGUUUAUAUGUGUAAUUUGAAAGUGGUAGUCUUUAAACGUUUUACAUGAUCUCAUUUGCAGAAUAAAGCUAAUUUAAAAUUGA